AUUCAGGAAGUCCGGGUUCGUUUUUUUCUCUUUUUUUUGAAACCCAAACAUUUAGUGGACGCGUUAGCGCAAUUAAUAAAUCAAAUUAAUCAUGUUUGGCACCAUUAAAUGAAGUUAUGAAUGUAUUUUUUGGUUUUAACUCUACGACGAACUUGUGUUCGAAUUUUGGAUUACUUAUAUAGCUGAACUUUUACUUCCUGGAGAGGAUGGAUGUGCAUCAAAUCACUGAAGACGAGAUGGCAGAGAUUAAAAAGGACGUGCUGAACAGGCUGCGCCACUACCUCUGCUUGAAGAUCCGAGCUAGAUGCCACCUGGACUACCUGCGCUCCCGACGCAUCCUCACCCGGGACGACGCUGAGGAGAUCAACUGCAAGCCCACACAGACAAAGAGGACGGGCCUGUUAUUGGACAUCCUCUCGGAAAACCCCCAAGGCUUGGAUGCUUUGGUGGACUCCAUCCGGGAGCUGCGAGUGCAGAACUUCAUCAUUGCCAAGAUCACAGACGAGGUGCAAAAGGUCAAGAAUGAGAAGAUAGAGACCCUAAAAGCUGGAGUAUCCACUUCCUCACCCAAAAGCAACGUCACCAGCACAACCCAUGAGCCUUCCGGUACAUUCUCAAACAACUCCACCUUGCUCUUCCACCCUGAUGGCGAACAAAGCCCCUUCACUUCAGACGGCUUUGUUGAUUCACGGUUGCAGAACGGUGGCGAUCUCUCCUCCUUAGCUGCCUUUAGCAUGGCCGCUGCCUCCUCCAGCCUUCCCAGGCCAGGAGAGCCGGGAGCUCCCCCGCUUCCUGAGGAGGACAUGACAGAAGAUGUGGGAUCACCGGUGUCCAACAGCAGCAGCAGUGAGGCCGACCCCAACUUUCAACCCCUCCGGUCACGUUCUGUCAUUCCGGCGUCACAUCAAAGCCGCUUUUAAUUUUUAUGCAGUCAAAAGGACAAACAGGUAGACACAGUACAUCCACUGCUUAACUUUGCUGCUUAUGAAUAUAAUCUACUGUACAUCAUAGUACAUUGUACACUAAUAGCUGCUUCAUCUCUUGUGCCUUCUAUGGUACCUGUGACGUUCUUAUUUGAGGUUUGUAAACAUAAUUUGAACAUUUUUAAGGUAUUUUUUUAAUGUAUAUCAUCGGAUCCUGGUAUGAGAGGAGCAUUAAAUAAAGAUGGUGCAUUUUCUGCUCUUGCCUGCAGAUUUAUUUAAGCCUCAAAAAGAGGGAAUUUAGUCAUUCGUCACUUCAGUAGAAUGCAUGAGCAAUGCAAGAGCUGAAUACAAUUCUAUA
Messenger RNA from Doryrhamphus excisus (bluestripe pipefish), 1281 nucleotides. It is a transcript of the gene bcl10, whose product is annotated as BCL10 immune signaling adaptor. NCBI's taxonomy places the organism in Eukaryota, Metazoa, Chordata, Actinopteri, Syngnathiformes, Syngnathidae. The record is from RefSeq and is a predicted model, not a curated record. Gene Ontology annotation, molecular function: transcription coactivator activity; kinase activator activity; NF-kappaB binding. Gene Ontology annotation, biological process: apoptotic process; adaptive immune response; positive regulation of extrinsic apoptotic signaling pathway. Gene Ontology annotation, cellular component: CBM complex; cytosol.